Molecule: messenger RNA, 1912 nt
Organism: Adelges cooleyi (spruce gall adelgid)
Lineage: Eukaryota; Metazoa; Arthropoda; Insecta; Hemiptera; Adelgidae
Product: RNA polymerase II elongation factor ELL-like
Exons: 9
Coding region: 223-1854 (543 amino acids)
Biological process (GO): transcription elongation by RNA polymerase II; positive regulation of transcription elongation by RNA polymerase II; snRNA transcription by RNA polymerase II
Cellular component (GO): transcription elongation factor complex
Molecular function (GO): cis-regulatory region sequence-specific DNA binding
Source: RefSeq, a predicted model, not a curated record
AGGUGCGUAUCACGGCGGAUCGCGUGCGCACCUGGUUUCUUGUACCAUUGGCACAUAACGAAAUGGUCUCACAUAAUCUCUUUCCUACUGUGCGUACAUGUCCGUGAACAGUACUCCAACAUUAUGAUUCGUUUGUCGUGAAAUAGGGAAUAUAUAUUUUUUUUUUAAAUACCACAAAGCCGUCUAAAACGUAGUGCAACGUCAAAUCGCGUCCGUACGACGAUGGCUGCUUUGACUGCUGGUGUGCAAUACAGUUUGUCGUCGAACCACAACAAUGGCCUGAUGACCAAACAGAGGACGAGCAAAAACAAAACUUUGUUUUUCGUCAAGCUCACCGAUUCCUGUCUGAAGGCUGUCGAGGAUUACUUGAGAUGCUACCAACAGGGUAAUUCGGAAAACCUUCCUAAACCUAGAAUACAAUUCAAAGGGAAUGAAGGUCAAUUAUGCGUACCGAGCAUAUCAAAAAAUUAUACUUUCGACUUUAGUUUAUCCAAUACCUCAGACGUUGCUGGUCCUCGCAGCAGUUUUGAAUGUAUUCGACAAAAUACCUCUAGAUCAUUAGAGUAUGUAGGUACCUUAAAUAGGCGGAUGCGAGUACUUGCAAAUGAAGAUGUAUAUGAAGCCACUAGGCAUAGAAUGGUUGCAGUUGAGGAAUUGCAUAAAAAAUCAUGUACACGGGAGAUUGAACUUGAUAGCAAAUCGGCCUUGGGCCGUAAAAUCAGAAGAAAUCCUGCCCAAAUUAGAGCCAAUCGUCAUAAUAAUAACUUUAAUACUAAUAAUGUUAAUAAUGUCAAUAAUGUCAAUAAUGUCAAUAAUGUUAAUAAUGUUAAUAAUGUUAAUAAUAUUAGUAAUAUUAACAAUAAUUCAAAUCACGUUCCAAAACCUAUUAUUUCUAAACCUAUCCCCCCACACAUCCCAUCACCUGUCAAUCAUGCGUCGGACAUUAGCAAAAAACCAUUACGAGACAGAAUUAUACAUCUUUUAGCAUUAAGGCCUUACAAAAAACCAGAAUUAAUUAGUACUUUAAAUAAAGAUGGUUUAAAAGAUAAAGAUAGGACUCAAAUAAUGACAGUUCUUAGUCAAGUAGCUCAACUUAAAGAUAAUGUCUAUUAUCUUCUUAGGCAUGUUUGGAAUGAUGUUCAAGAAGACUGGCCCUUUUAUUCUGGUCAAGAUCACAUUGUAUUAAAACGACGAAAGCCUCAAAACUUAACUCCUCCUGGUUUGAGCGACACCGGCAGCUCAGGUAGCAGUGAACAAUCACCAAGCAGCACCGUUCCCAGUAGUCCUCCUAGUAAUGUGCAUGGUAACAAACGACCUGGUUAUUACAAUUGUGCUGAUGGUUUCCAAACUAAAAGAAUGCGCAUCUCACACUUUAAACCUCCUUUACCCGAGAAAAAACUAUCGUCAAAUAGUCCACCCCCAAUUGUUUCCAGUACGCAGUCGUAUAUGCGGUCUCCAACCCAAGUACCUGUCAAGACUAUACCAAAAUAUAAACAAGAUUUUGUUCGAAUUACAAAUAAGGAUCAAAAAAAGCAAUACAAGUCAGAAUUCAUGAAAUGUCAUAAGGAAUACAAACAUCUAGCUGAGAUUAUGGAUCCCGUUCGUAAUAAGUUUGCUAAAUUAAAAGACAAAAUGCUGCUUUAUCCCAAGGGUUCAAAUGAAUACAAGAUUCUAGAAAACCAAAUAUUGCAAGAAUAUAAUGAACGAAAACAUGACGAUAAAUACCAAGCAGCUAAAGCACGUUUCGAUUAUCUGCAUAAUAAAUUGUCACAUAUCAAAGAACUGGUGCAUGAUUAUGAUAAGCACAACCCAGUGUUAAUUAGAACUGCAACGCCAGAUUCUUCUUGCCUGUGAGCAAUCGAUUUUUUUUUUAUUUCUUUUAAAAAAUACAAUGUAUAAUUAUUAUUCUCUA